Paralichthys olivaceus (Japanese flounder) is the source of this 2282-nucleotide messenger RNA. The record is from RefSeq and is a predicted model, not a curated record. Lineage: Eukaryota; Metazoa; Chordata; Actinopteri; Pleuronectiformes; Paralichthyidae.
CUCCUCUGGGUGGAGUGAAGCUCGGUGAAGUUCACACAAAUUAGCCCGAAGGCUCCGCUGCGAUAUGUCUGCGUGAAAAAAAAAAAACCCAUCGACAACUGGACGAGAAGAGAAUAAAGAAGAAGCAGCCGCGUCAGACCCGCGCGUAAAGACCGAGCGUGCGCGGACAUGGCUGAUGUGAGCGAGGAGGCGCUGCUGGACUAUUUCUGCUCCAGCGGAGGAACCUCGGGCAGAGUGAGGAACGCAGACAUCCUCCAGACGUUCAAGCCUUUCAUUGGCCACAGUGACGCGCAGUUACGUGCUAAAUACAGAGAAGAAUUCAAGCUCGUCAUCGACCGAAUCGCUGUGGUGAAGUCAGAGAAUGGUGAGAAGUUCCUCGUCCUAAAGAAGAAAUACAGGCAGCAGCUGCAGGAGCGCGAUGCCAAACAUCAGGACUCAGACGGGGACGGACAGAGGCGUUUGAGUCCGGCAGAGACAGCAGCCACUGCACAGUGGGACUCGCCCAACGCCACCACUUCUUCUCCUCAACGACAGGAUGAGCGCAUGUCAUGUGGACAGGAGCAGCGGACGGGAACAGUCGCCCCGCAGUUCGCCCUGCCGCCUGUCAUCCACAUCCAGGUUCCUCCAGAGCAGAGCAACGGGGAGGAUGACCUGGACAAAGAUUCAGGGUCAAAGUCCGAGUCGGAGCAGGACGAGGAGGGAACGGGCAGCAUGGGCUCCGCCGCCGUCGCCCUGGAUCCUAUAGAGAAGGAGUGGAUCUACUCGGCCGCUGGCGCUCGAGUCCCUGACCUCUCUCAGCUGCUCAGACAGGACCCCUCGCUGGCCAACAAGAAGGACUUCACCUCAGGGACGGCUCUGCACUGGGCGGCCAAACAUGGCAACGAGGACAUGGCCGCUCUCGUGGUUAACGCUGGUGCUGAUGUCAACACCAAGUCAGUGAGUGGGUACACAGCUUUGCACAUCGCAGCGUUACACGGUCACCAGCAUAUUCUGGACCUGCUCAUACGGACAUAUGGCGCUAAAGAAAACUUGAGGGAUUACAGCGGCCAUCUUGCCUUCCACUAUCUCAACGUCAAAGAGCCAGAGGGUCCAGAGGAAGAGUGCGAGCUGCAGCUUCACGUCACUCAGGCCAGGGAGCGGAACAGGAACAGGAAGUUGGCGACGCUGUUCCACUCCAAGAAGAAGUGGGGCUCGGCGGAGGAGCUGGCUCCGAUAGAGGAGGAGAGGACGGCGACGCAUCAGCUCGCGCUGCCGCCGUUCAGACCCCGGAAGUUCUCGCGCUGAGGAGAAACGGGAUCGCCAGGGACGAGUUCUGACUCGGACAUUCAGGCUUUAUGUUCAUAUUAACGCGUAACGUAAACCCUCAUGCAUUUACCAUGAAGUAUUAAUACUGUGUGUGUAUAUUAAUUAUGUGCACACACACACACACACACAGACACACACUUGCACCUCAAUAUGUAAAAACUCCGUCAAGUACUGAGCACCGAAGCUUUAACUUUGAAUAAGAAUCGUGAUGCUACGCUUCUAAAAGUAUUAUCAAAGCCUUAUGAUUUUCAUUUAAUUUUUCUAAAUGUUACUUAUGCCUUUUAAAAUUUCGACUGAGCUCAGGCUACGGGGAUUCUUCAAACUUUCCUUCACCCUCGUUUGUGCUGAAGAUGUUUUCUCUCAGUGCGGAGUCACAGGACGAAGCUGGUUUUAUUCUCCAUUUCAAAAACGAUUCAUUUCAUUCACCACAGGUUUGCUGUUGUUAUUUACAGCAACAGGUGAGUUCAACCUUCGAACGUAGACUCACCGCAAACUACGAGACUGUGAAAGAACGUUGAAGGCUCCUGGAAAAGUCGAAUCUGUUUCAAAAACCUGUUAUAUUCAAAGUCAAGGAGGAAUACUACAUUACCCACAAUCCUCAGGUGUAAAAGCAACGUCUCUGAUCGGCGAAGCCGGCUGUUCACACGGGAAUUUUUACCACAACCACGAAGAUCAUGUCUGGAACGAUGUGGUGGUUUCGGCGCUGCAUCCCAGAACCACCAUGAUUUCUCUGAAGCAGGGAUCAUUCGCGAUGAUUCAUGGGAUACGUAGUUCCUUAAAAAAUAAUUACGUACACAAUCUCGAACCUUAUUUUGCUGCAGAUCAAAUAUCUUACGGUCACGAUUCAUCUCGUUCCGGGCUUCAAACUCCGAGCCGUUCUAAACUGUUGUUUGUACUGUUCAUCAAUUCCAUUUGCUGUGAUAAUUGUGUAAUCGAAUCUAAAAGGACGCAGUUACAUCAUUUGCACAAUAUUUAUA